AUGAGCUUUUCUGACUUGUAUGAAGACGUUUUCCGUAUGUUCCAGUUUUUGCCAAGUGAUGCUAUUGAGCUUCAGUAUUCCGUACCGGGUUGUGAAGCAUGUUUUAUUCGUUCCGAACGUGAUUUCCAGAUGCUGUUUUGCGGUGCUAGAAUACAUAAGUUAGAAUGUGUUGAUAUUUCUGUUAUAAAGAUUGGUGGAAGUUGCAACAACACGUGUUCAGUGGAAGUUGUUGAUGAGGACGAUUAUUUGGGGGAGGCAUUUAGGAUUGAAGUUCACAAGUCGUAUUUGUCUGAUGAGUGGAGUUCCUAUAUUCAUCACGUUGGGGAGAAGUUUCAUGGUGCAGCUGAGCUCCGUGAGAAACUCAGGAAGUAUGCAAUUGCAGUUGGUUUCGAGUUCGUUUUUUUGAGAAACGAUUUGGACCGUAUUCAUGUAGUUUGUUCAAAUAUUGGAACUGAAGGCUGUGAUUGGCAUCUUCGCGCACUUUCAUCAUCUGCCAAUAGUUGCCUUCAUAUAACGGAGUUGAAUAAUAUUCACACUUAUAAGGGUGUAGUUAGGACUCAAAAGCACAAGCUUCUGGGAUCCAAGGUUGUGAAGACUUGCAUUGCUGGCAAUGUUAGCUAUAAUCUUUCACUGAAGCCAAGGGAAAUUAUGAGUAAAUUCAAGUCAACAUAUGGUUUUGAUAUUUCCUACAAGGUUGCCUUGAAAGCGAAGCAAAGUGCUAAGGAAGCGAUUUAUGGUUCCGAUGCAGGUUCAUUCAGCAAGUUAUCUUGGUAUAAGGAAGCCGUUUUGGAGAGUAAUCCGGGCUCUUAUUUUGUGUUGGAAGUUGACCCAUCCACUAAUCGUUUUCAUAGGCUUUUCGUAGCUUAUGGAGGUUGUAUUGAAGGCUUCCAAUUCUGUUUGCCAGUGUUGUAUGUUGAUGGAACUUUUGGUAAAAGCAUUUAUAAGGGUCAUAUUCUUUCUGCCACUGGCAGGAAUGGAAAUCAAGGUUUUUACCCUCUAGCCAUAUGUUUUUGUGAUUCUGAGACGGAAACAAAUUGGACAUUCUUUUUCAAGCAUUUGAAGAGUUUACUUGAAUCUCAAGGAAGAGUAAUCACGUUUAUUAGUGAUCGGGGUACCGGACUGUUGAGUGCUUUCGAUAAGGUAUUUGCUGGACAUCCUCACCUGUUUUGUUACAAGCAUUUGGUGGCGAACCUUGCAGAUAAAUAUGGGGAUAAAGGCAAUUCUGUGAUGAUAGAAGAAGUUAAGAAGAAGUUUUUUAAGGUUGCAUAUUCCUCUACCGAGAAGGAAUACCGUUUCAAUUUGCGGUUGCUUAGGCAAGAGGGUGGGGCUGAGAUUAUUGACCCAUUUCUUGCUGAAAUUCCAAUUCAACAUUGGUGCCAUGUAUUUUAUACAGGCGGCCGAUAUGGAAUAAUGGCCAAUGGGAUUGCAGAAUCAUUUAACUCCUGGAUUUCACUUGAGUGUUUGAUGCCGGUAUGUUGUAUGUUGGAUCAGACCAGAAUUAAGCAAAUGGAGCAGAUAGGUAAGAGGAGGGAUGAGGCACAACGUUGGACAACAGAACUGACUCCCAAAAUGGAGGAAAGGCUGAAGGUGCAGAUGGAGAAAUCUCGUCGCUUCAGUGUCCAUUACUCUAGCCCUGGUGUUUAUGAGAUCAAUUGUUUUCCUUGUCCUCAAGACCUUGCUGCAAUACAAGCUGCUUCUGAAAAUGUCUAUGGUUAUAUUGAUAAGCCACCCGGAAGGCCCAGGUUGAAGUGGUUCAAGUCUAUUGGAGAGGUCGAAAAGAAGCUGAUUCGUUGCGGCUGUUGCGGAAAAAUGGGCACUCAUAACAAGAAGAGCUGCACAGAACCUCUCGUUCAAUAG
Messenger RNA from Rosa chinensis, 1857 nucleotides. RefSeq lists its product as uncharacterized. The transcript is spliced from 4 exons. The record is from RefSeq and is a predicted model, not a curated record. The coding region runs from base 1 to 1857 and encodes 618 amino acids. NCBI's taxonomy places the organism in Eukaryota, Viridiplantae, Streptophyta, Magnoliopsida, Rosales, Rosaceae.